AUGUGUUCUGGGGGAGGCGGUAAAAAGGGCCCUGGGCCCGCGGCAUGCAUUUGUUUGUUGGUAGCAUUGCUGCUGGUGACGGCCGUGUGCGUGCGUGGUGGGGGGCCCGGUGGAGGUGUGGGCGAGGAUGAGGGAGAGGGUGGCGGUGCGUGGCGCAGCACCGAUGCCUUGCACCCCAUUGAGGCCGAAAUGCGGCCCUACGUGCGCGAGAUGAUAGGGCACGCCUUUAACUCCUACAUUAAGUAUGCCUUCCCGAAGGACGAGUUACGCCCGGUGAACGGGGCAGGGAAGAACACCAUGGGCGGCUACGGGUGGACGCUGAUCGAUGCGCUCGACACGCUGGCGGUCGCUGGGUUCCACACGGAAUUUCGUCGCUACGCGAGGUGGGUGGAGGAGAAUGUGAGCUUUGACAUUGACAUCACUGUGUCUGUGUUUGAGACGACGAUUCGGGCACUUGGCGGACUUCUUGCGGCGCAUUUUAUGUAUGAGGAAGGCGUGGUGGAGAUCGUCGCCUCGGAGCACAACUACACGGGUGGGCUCAUGCGUCUUGCUGUGGACCUGGGCAACCGGCUUCUCCCUUGCUUUAACACCAGCACCGGCAUACCGUACAUAGCAGUUAACCUCCGGCACGGUCUGGAUCCGACGGAGACAACGACCACCAGCACUGCUGAUGGUGGCACCUUUUUGGUGGAGAUGACCGCUUUGUCGGGCCUCACUGGCGACGACAGGUAUGAGCGAGCCGCCCGGCGUGCCUCCGAGGCAUUGUUUGCCGCACGAAGCCCUCAGACUGGGUUGAUGGGGAACCACAUUGACAUCAUGACCGGCCGUUGGAUUUCAUUUGAGUCCUGUGUU
Trypanosoma cruzi is the source of this 852-nucleotide messenger RNA. RefSeq names its product mannosyl-oligosaccharide 1,2-alpha-mannosidase IB, putative. Gene Ontology annotation, cellular component: membrane; endoplasmic reticulum. Gene Ontology annotation, biological process: endoplasmic reticulum mannose trimming; carbohydrate metabolic process; mannose trimming involved in glycoprotein ERAD pathway. The transcript has a single exon. The annotation marks the transcript as partial. The record is from RefSeq and is a predicted model, not a curated record. Gene Ontology annotation, molecular function: calcium ion binding; mannosyl-oligosaccharide 1,2-alpha-mannosidase activity. Lineage: Eukaryota; Euglenozoa; Kinetoplastea; Trypanosomatida; Trypanosomatidae.